UGAAGAUCACACGAAGCACUGUUCAGUCCAUCAUUUGAAAAAAAAAAAAAAAGGUUUAGCACAACUGCAAACUUACCAAGAAAUGGCUGUCCACCUUGGCAAAGUAGGUAUUAAUCAGAGAAGCAGCCGAGAGGCAUGGUAACACUGGGGGAGCUGCAGAGAUGCAGUCCACAAAUCUGGCUUCAUGGAAGAGCGGUAAGAAAAAGCCACUGAAAAUAACAUGUUAAGUCCUGUUUGGAGUUUACCAUGAUUUAUGUCAAAGACACAGGGACCAUGAAAGGUGCCCUGGGCAGAUGAGAUGAAAAUCUAACCUGUCCUAUGUGCAGAACGUUAUGUUUGGCAGUAGACUAAAACUGAAUAUCAUCCAGUGGAAACAUGAUGGUGGCAGUAUCAUGCUGUGGGAUGAUUUUGUUUAGUAGGGAAGAUGGGUAGAGCUAAAUCCAGGGCCAAACAUUUUUGAAUGUUGCAAAAGACUUGAGACUGGUCCGUCUAGACCAACUAAGCAUACAGCCUUAACUAUAAUGUAAUGGUUUAGAUCAAAGCAGUUUUAUGUGUUUGAAUGGUCCAAUCAAAGAAAAAAUGCAGCCUCUUGAUAUGCAAGACUACUAAAGACUAACAAAUGUACAGCUGUUAUUGUAGCAAAAGGUAUUUUGACAGUAUUGACUCAGGGGGGCUGAUUAACAAAUGCACUUUAAAGUUUUUAUGAAAAAAAAAAACGUUUCCUUUUCCUGUGACGUGACAAUGUAAAAAGGGUAUGAAUAAUUAUGCAAUGCCUUGCAAACAUAUAGAUCUUUAUUACCAGUUUUUACUUAACAGGCUAGCUGUGAGCAGGCUUUUUAAAAGCUGGUGUGAAUUGUUGGCGUAACUAUGGAAACGCUUCAUGCAAAUGAUCGUAAAACGUGUCAGGGAUGGCAGAAAAAAGAGGAACCGAAAUGAGAAGCAAACUAUCUGGGGAACCAAAUCGUGUCAGUUUGGAAGAACGAAGGGGUGUAAAAAUGCAACCGGACAUCUGCGUGACAUAAAGGCCACCUGCUCCUCUGUCACCCGCUCUGAGGUUUAUCUCCAGCUCGGACGUUUCUGGUAAACUCUUUAAGUUAUUUCCCUCAUUAUUCUUUCAGUGCAACUCAUGCCGGAAGCGGCAGCUCAGCUGUAAAUCCGAACUGCAGCUUGUUUAGUAUGUUCUGAUUUUGACUUAACAUUUCGUUUUAUGACUUUUAUUAUAACAUUUAUUCCUCCAGGCUGAUUUUCACGACCUCUUACAGCGCGGGGGAAUCCCAGAGUUGUGUUUAAAGCCUGUAGUUUUUCUCGUGUGUCGGGGUCCGUGGGUAGGUUUGGUGGUUAGCGCCCAUUCAGGCAACAGUUGGUGCGCUGUUGUGUUAGUGAGUCACAUCUCUCAGGGGAAUCAUUACAGCUCUGUGUGGUGCCAGAGGUCUCCUCUCCUGUGAAUGCAACGCAUACAAUCUAAUCUGUAUCUUUGUCUGGAUUUGUUAUGGUUUGUUGGAAGGGGUAAAUACGGAGUUAGAAGAUUGGAGAAAUGAAUAUCAGCAGUCUCAGUGAAGAAUCGCUGAACAAGCUGUCAAAGAUGCUGGACAACUGCAGUUGUGGUUGGAGGCAGUUGGCCAACGCCGCGGGUGAGCACCCGCAAUUCCGCUGUAGUGAAAAGGAGCUGACCAGCUGCUCCCUUCAGGUGCUGGACGCUGCAGGCAGUCCUGCCCGCACCUUUCUGGCUUGGUUAGCAGAUCGAGGCUGCCCCAUGGACUUCCUCCUGCACUGUCUGAGGAAGAUGGACAACAAGGAAGCUCUACAGUUCCUCACCACCACAGUGUCGGAGCAGAUUAGGAUCACUGUGCAGCCACAGUCUCAGCAGGCUUCGCUGGGGAGCAGGGUGGUACUGACCUGCAGGGCUUCUGGACCUCCUGGACUUAGCUACCAGUGGUUCAAAGGCAAAGUGGAGAUUUUACAUGAGACAGGAAGUUUGCCAGAGUUGGUUCUGUGUCCUUUGGGCCCAGCUCACCAGGGUUACUACAUCUGUAGAAUCAACCAUGGAGGACAAUGCCUCUUCUCCACGUGGGCUCAUGUUCGACUGGUUCACUCUGCAGGUUGCAGCAGUCUGUUUCCAGGCUCAGUAAGCGGACUGCAAAUCAGCCAGCAGCCUCAGACCCAAGCAGCAUCUGAAGGGGAUGUUUUGGUCAUGAAGUGCAAGGCAGAGGCUAACCCCCCUCCCCAGUAUGAGUGGUAUCACAACAAAAUGCCCAUACCUCAACAAAAAGCAUGCUCCCUCAAGAUCCCAUGUGUAACCACAGAGCACAGAGGGGAGUACAGAUGCAAGGUGUUUAAUCUGUAUCACGAGGCAUGGAGCGACACAGCAACAGUGACAAUUGGCCCAAGUUCAGUCACAGACGCCUCCUGGGUAGAAGUUGAUCGUGGGUUAGAGUCUCAAGAAGUCCAGAGGUUGAAAACCGGAGUAGGAAUAAAUCCACUACAGCAGAUGGCCUGUCCUCCUCCAGCAGCCAAGAAUUUCUAUGCUACAGACAAAGUUGCCCUCCUGAUUGGCAACAUGAACUACCUCCACCACACUCAGCUGACUGCUCCCAUUUCUGAUGUCCAUGAGCUGACCAACCUUCUCAGACAGAUGGACUUCAAAGUCGUCUCCCUGCUUGACCUUAACUGGCAGGAGAUGAACAGUGCUGUUACUGAAUUCCUGCUGCUGCUCGACAAGGGAGUUUACGGCCUGCUGUAUUUUGCCGGUCAUGGCUAUGAGAACUAUGGCAACAGUUUCAUGGUUCCUAUUGAUGCUCCAGCUUCCUACACAUCAGCGCACUGCUUAUGUGUGCAGCGCAUACUGACCAGGAUGCAGGAGAAAAAGACUGGACUCAAUGUGUUCCUGCUGGACAUGUGUCGCAAAAGAAACCCAAAUGACGAUUUGAUCGUACAACCAGGAACACUCAAAGUCACUGCCAAUAUAGUGUUUGGUUAUGCCACAUGUGUUGAUGCUGAAGCGUACGAAGUAAAGAGAGAAGACGUGUCGAACGGCAUCUUCAUAAGCUUUCUCAAAAAGCGCGUGUGUGAGGAUGAGAAGGUCACCGUCAUGCUCGACAGGGUCGCUGAAGACAUGGGUCGCUGUGCGAUAACAAGAGGGAGGCAGGCUCUGGAGCUGCGCAGCAACCUGUCUGAACGACGUUCCCUCACAGACCGUAUUCAGCCCUCUGACAGUUCUGCAUCCGACUCUGCUCGGAACCUGCAGUGGGCCGUCGCUCAUGUUCUGCCUGAGAGUCGCUGCCUCCAUUUUGACUGCGGGGUGAAGGUUCAGCUGGGGUUUGCAGCAGAGUUCUCCAACAUCAUGGUCAUCUACACUCGGAUACUUGAGAAACCUGCAGAAAUAGAUUCCUGCUGCGCUCAGCUCACAGACUUCCCACAGGAAAUGGACAUUGACCUGAAGAAGAGUAACCAAGAGACUCUGUUUGAAGCCGGCUGUUUGCUGCUGAUUAAGGAGGAAGUUCCUUCACCGGAGGCCCAGAGUCUUUACACACGCAUCCGCAGUUUGCAGAGACUCAAGAGGGACCUCACCUUUACCGUCUGCCUUCAUUACACAUAUUCUAACAUGGAUGAAGAGGUCCAAGAGCGGCUGCCAGUAACGGUGGGCAAACCUCUGGUCUCCAAACUGAAUCUCCAUGAACCUCGAACGUCUCGUAGCUGCUCUGCCUACUCGUACUCCAGCCUCGACUCCUUCAACUACCCGGAGUGCUCCUCCUUCACGUCUGUCGACUCUGCCGUAAACACAUGGCCAUAUCAUGGACAAACCGGCAGCGCAGUUUCCCCCUCCAACUCUCUGACUUCACCCAGGAGCGCCAAUGUACCAGAAGAGACUGACAGUCCGGGAAUCUUUGAUUCACCUCAGCCUCUCACUUCUAGUAAAAGCUUGCCCCACUGCCAAGUCAAUGAAAUUAACUACAAAUUUAGUGAUAUGUACAACUUCCAUUCUUUCUAAGCAUCAUGACGUAGAGAUUAUUUCCGGGUUUUUAUGCUUAUUAAAAUUUCUAAUUAUUUCAUAUUUUUCACAUCGAAGUAUAAAAAUGUACAGACUGUGAGUAAAAGAUAUGUUAUCUUAAUCAGUGAAUGGUAUUACUCACAAGUGUUCUUAAUUGCAGUAUGUUUACUCUGUAAUACUUUGUAACAUUUCAAGGUUAAAGCUGAAAAAUGAGUGUAUGUUUUUGGGCUGGGCUAACUGCUGACUGCAUGCAGUGUACACAAUAUAUUAAAAAAAGGCUUUGGGAAUAGUUUUUAAACUUGGAUAUGUUUAACAAAGUAUUUUAAAAUGUGAACAAAAACCAAGAAUGUGCCCAUAUUUUGUAUGUGAUAUAUUUGAAAAUUAUUAUAUUAUAAAUAUAAAAAUAUGUUAUAUACAUUAGGUAUUUUUUCCAAACUUUUUUUAGAUGUAUAAAAAUACUAAAAUCAAAUUCAACACUGUUCAACACUAUCAGGUCCAAAGAAGGCAAUAUAAACUUUUUGUAAAAGCUGUACAUGAAUAUGAGUUAUUUGAGGUUUAUUUAGCUGAUAUUUUGCGCUAAGUUAUGUAUUUGACCUCAUUUUUAUAGAUCUGUACUUGUUUUUAAUAUAUUAUAAAUGUAAAUGCACUAGAUGAGCAAAAACUAAAAUGGAAAAAAUAAAAAUGUAGCAUGACUUCAA
Molecule: messenger RNA, 4686 nt
Organism: Girardinichthys multiradiatus
Lineage: Eukaryota; Metazoa; Chordata; Actinopteri; Cyprinodontiformes; Goodeidae
Gene: malt2
Product: MALT paracaspase 2
Exons: 16
Coding region: 1535-3988 (817 amino acids)
Biological process (GO): proteolysis
Molecular function (GO): cysteine-type endopeptidase activity
Source: RefSeq, a predicted model, not a curated record